Messenger RNA from Aspergillus calidoustus, 3672 nucleotides. NCBI's taxonomy places the organism in Eukaryota, Fungi, Ascomycota, Eurotiomycetes, Eurotiales, Aspergillaceae. The record is from the annotation of a GenBank genome assembly.
AUGCCACACGCAACGGCGUCCCCGACCGCUGAUGCCGAAGAUGCCGACUUUGAUAAUGUCAUGCGGCAGAUGAACGGCCCCAUGACGGAUGGUGGCAUGUCCUUUGAUUUUCUAUCUCGAGAACUGGAACCCGGCGAGAAAGCGGAUGACGCGAUAGACUACGAAGAUUUCGACGAUGAUGACCUCCCAGAAGAAGAAGAAAUCAGUCACCGCAAGGCAGAAGCGCCGGCGGGAGACGACCUUGACAAUUUCGAAGCAUCCGACGACGCAUUGUUCGGAGGUGGUGAUGAUCUCUUUGCCGCACCGGAACAACACGAAGAAGCCCCUCGCGAUGAGUUUGAUGAUUUAUUCGGCGAAGAGCCGUCGUCUCCCCAACCAGACCAGGCCGAUACGACUAGAGAUUUGUUCUUCGAGGAGGAAAGAGGUACCGUAGUUGAGAGACAGGAUGUUAUGGAUGAGGAUCAGGAAUCUUUGCAGGAUGAUGGCACACUCACCCCGAUUGCUGAGGAUAUGGAUCCUGUUGCCCUUCGCGCAUGGAAGUUGCAGCAGGCUCUUUUCGCGAUGUCGAAUAUCGGUCCUGAUAACCCCCCCGCACCCCCGGAAAACGUCGAAGAACUGCUUCAGUCUCUGUUUCCGACGUUUGAUCGAAAUACUCUUCCGCGCUUUCUCGAACUGAUCCCGCAUAAAAAGGCGCACUUCCUCGGAAAGCAGCCCCUGAAACCGCCCAAGCCGGUUAUCCCUAGCAAGGUCAAUAUCGAAUUAGCCCAUGAUCAAGAGAAAGCUUUUAGGUCGGCGGGGCAAGCCUACAAGCGCUCGCUGGAGCCAGAGCAUUAUGGUAUCGUGCCUAUUGCUGAGGCCUCCCAGGAAGAAGAAGAGGAGGAGCCAGUUCAAAACGAAUUCGAUCUCGACUAUGAAUCUGACGAGCCACUGCCGAAUGGUAUCACCUCCGAGGAUCUUCGAGUGGUAUGCGCGAAUUGGGAGAUUCAAGAUGCCCAGGACGAUAUCUCCAUUAUGGACGUUGAUGAGCCCGCGGCGGAGAGCGGCGAGGAUGACUGGCUGCUCGAAACCACCCGGCCAGCAAAAAAGCGCAAACUUGGCCGUGAUCCAAUGGAGAUUAUUUCGCUUUCACAUAUCGAAUUGCCUCUCUUAGAUGAUCCAGUGCAGGCCAGUUCGCGAGUCGCUCAGAAAGUCACCCUCGAUCUUAACGACCCACAUUUGCUUCUCGAUGAACAAGGUCCUGAGGCUGCUCCUAAACCCAGAACAUCUGGCGCGCGGGGCAGAGAGGAGAUCGAUGCCAAUAUCACUCGUCGGCUUACAUCCCGGUACAAUAUCUCGAACGACCAAGCUUACGACAUGCUUAAGCAGAAUCACCAGAACAAGGUCCGAAGUACCCUUGGAAAUGUUACUUUGGAACACAGUAUGCCCGCCCUACGGCUGCAAUGGCCUUACUACAAGACAGAGCUGGCCAAGGCCGAAGCACGAUCGUUUCAUCGCCCGGCCCUGUCCUUCCGUCCAGGCCAAAGCUGUUGGUUCAAGAACCCCGCGUAUAUCAAGCGCAAACAUCAAAAGGGAAAGGAUAUCCGAACCCUUUACGAUUCAACGAAGUCGCUCUCCCUGGCAGACAACUCCCACGUCCUCCUGGUCGAGUAUUCGGAAGAGUCGCCGCUUUGUCUAUCAAACUUCGGUAUGGCCAACCGCAUUAUCAACUACUACAGAAGAAAGAGUAUGGAGGAUCCGACACGGCCAAAAGCAGAGAUUGGAGAGACUGUUGUCCUCUUACCGCAAGACAAAAGUCCCUUCUCAAUAUUUGGCCACGUUGACCCGGGAGAUGUGACGCCAGCUAUCUCCAACUCCAUGUACCGUGCGCCGCUGUUCCCGCAUCAAGCCAAGUCCACGGAUUUCUUGAUCGUUCGAAACAGUACCGGAACGGGUGGUAGCGAUUACUUUAUUCGCAAUAUUGACAACAUGUUUGUUGCUGGGCAGCAGUUCCCAUCAGUUGACAUUCCAGGACCCCACUCUCGAAAGGUCACGACUGUUGCGAAGAACCGCAUGAAGAUGCUCGUAUACCGUCUACUGAAGAAGAGUCCAGAUCUCCGACUGUCUAUUAGCGAUGUCACUGCCCACAUUCCCGGCACAAGCGAUAUGCAAAAUCGACAGAAGGUCAAGGACUUCCUGCAGCACGAUAAAGAUACCAAGUACUGGGUGCCUUUGGAGCCAGUGCCUGAGCCAGAUAUUAUAAGGUCAUGGGUUCAGCCAGAAGAUGUCUGUCUUUUGGAGGCAAUGCAGGUCGGCCAACAGCAUUUGCACGAUACCGGCUUUGGUAAUGAUGCCGAGACGGGCGGUGAUGAAGAUGAAGAUGCAGAGGGCGAGAGCUUUGAGCAGCAAAUGGCGCCCUGGAAAGCCAGCCGAAAUUUCUUGCUCGCAUCACAAGGAAAGGCCAUGCUGAAACUUCAUGGAGAGGGCGAUCCCACUGGUCGUGGCGAAGGUUUCAGUUUCAUUAAGACUUCCAUGAAGGGAGGGUUCAAGGCCAUUGGAGAGAGUGUUGAAGAUAAGCUAGAUGCACAACGACUCAAGGAGCUCGGUGGUCAUAGCUACAAUGUUGCGCGACAACAAAAGUCAUACGAGACGUCGAUCCGUCGCAUCUGGGACGCCCAGAAAGCGAGUCUGUCUUCGACAAUCGAACACUCGGAUGAUGACGAUGACAUGUCUGCUGAUGAAGAAGAAGAACGGUUUGGCAAGCCCACGCCAAGAUCGGAAGCCCCUACACCUGCUCCCGGCCGGCGUGAUGAUGAAACGACCAGUCAGUUCAGUAGAAUGAGCAUGUCCGACCAGAGGGGUAAAGUACUACGCAUCAUCCGGCAAGUCAAGGACAAGGACGGCAUUCACCAGAAGGAGACCUUGGUUUGGGAUCCUAAGGUGAUUCGGCAUUACAUUCAACAUCGCCAUCGGGUUGAGUCACUCACCACAAAACUCGACUCUCUCAAACCAACGGGCGAUCCAGAAGUGGAUGCUCGUAACAAGAAGCUGUAUGCCCUUCGGACACUCCCCCCCCCUCGUUUUUCUUCCGUGCCCUCCCGCGAAUUCCCCCUAACGUGUGGCAGUAUCGAGCAAGAACUCAGCCGUCUCAACCGCAACAAAGAACGCCGCUUCGCGCGCGAGAAGCAAAAAGGCGUCCUUCGCACAUCCGGCGACUCCCCCGCUGACGGGGCCCCAGGAUCUUCCAAGUCAGCAGGGACCCAGCGCAAAUGCGCCAACUGCGGCCAGGUCGGCCACAUCAAGACAAACAAAAAGUGCGUUCUGAACCGCUCCGUCAAUGCGGACGAUGGUUUCCCUACCUCCUUUGAUAUCUCCAAUUCCUUUUUCUCUUCCUCAACCCCUUCUCUUCCCAAACGCUCCGUCUCGUUUGCUCUUUAGCAUUCGAACUCUCUUUCCAUUCUUUUCAGGUCCGCUUCUGUACCCAAGCGGCGAGCAGGGCCCAAUCAGUCUACAUCAGGAUCCCGUAUCCAGACAGUCCCAUACUGUGCUGGCCAGCCAAUUAUCCCCAUUAAGGACCCAUUCUCAUUGCCAUCUGCCUAUCUGCUGGACCCAUCUACGGCCCUACUCUUCCCAGUAGCCAAGCUAACAAUUCCGCUCUGCUUUGCGCAACAGACUUUGCCCGCUUCUCAACGGUAC